Molecule: messenger RNA, 3706 nt
Organism: Somion occarium
Lineage: Eukaryota; Fungi; Basidiomycota; Agaricomycetes; Polyporales; Cerrenaceae
Source: the annotation of a GenBank genome assembly
CCUUUCCUCCUCGCAAAGGGUAUACACCAUUGCUGCAGGGGCAUGGCCUGUCUCAAGAUAACAUUUCUCGUCUAUCUUAUUCUGUCACUGAGAGUCCUUAUGGCGCCAAUUCUCUGCUCACAAGGGUGUCCAAGACAAUUCGGAAAUUCAGCCUCUGUUGAGAAACACCGAAAGACAUGUUCCAAAUGGUAUCAAGUUUGAAUAUCAUACGGAGCGCGAGGCUAUGGGCUUGUGGGCGGAAGGUAGAACGGGUAGCUUCUCAUGUGGUGUCAGAGCCGAUGCAUGUAGAUACACCCAUGACUGCAGACUUCAUUUCUGCAGAGCAAUCACUGCAUACUGAAUCCACCCCAUGUACAAACUCACUUCAGCAAAUGCAGCCCUUACGCCAAUCGAGACGUCCUCUAAGGCACAAUGAACCUCUGCCAGAACUGCCAGCUGGUCUGAACACUCUUCGCCGAGUUGUACUUGUCGUUAGGGACACAUUUGAUACAGCACGGAACGUGUUUGGUAUUUGGCGAAGAUUCCUUCACCGUCCAUCCCAUGAUCCAGAUGCCGCCAUCUCCCUCGAUGACUUAGCCCAGUAUCCAUCUGCGAGCUUCAAUGAAGAAAGUGCCCAUAUGAUCUCUAGCAUGCCCAACAGACCUGAAACCUGGCCAUACCUCAACUCAUCUAUUGCUCUGUUAAUGAAUUGGGUCAACAACGGGAGUACAAACAAGUCCGAAGCUCAAGUCGAUGAACUGGUUCAUGACGUUCUCCUACAUCCUGAUUUUCGGCCCUCAGAUUUCGGCAGAGGUUUUAGCACCAACCGCCAGAAUGCCAGACUCUCUGACGUGUUGGCACAAAUGGAUGAUAGGGAGGAUGGGCAGAAUACCUCGCCAAGUUCUGUACUCCCUGACUUUCAUUUCAAGGAGACGGAAAUCAACAUCGAGGUUCCAUCAUGCGACAGGGAUGUGCCUCCCCGUCAAUUUUCUAUACCCGGAUUGCAGUAUCGAAAUCUUGUCGACGUUGUUCGAAUGGCAUUUACAGACAAGCUAUCACCAUACCUUCACUACUCUCCCUUCAAACUGUUUCAACGGCUACCAAACUCAGACAAUGAUCGAUGCGUCUUUAGUGAGCUCUACAACUCUGACGCAUUUCUCGAGGAGGAUGAUUGGGUUAAGAGGAAAGCACCGCUUCCUCCUGAUGAUCAGGGUUGCCGGCGUGAAAAGGUCGUCGCCACGCUGAUGUUCUGGUCUAACGCCACACAUUUGGCUGACUUCGGAACCGCAAAGCUUUGGCCAAUUUACUUAAUGUUCGGGAAUCUAUCGAAAUAUAUUAGGUCGCAGCCAGAGUCUGAUGGAGUCGAGCGACGUGUCUAUCCUCGAUUCUUUACGUACUCAGCGGAUUACCCAGAAAAAAUUCUCCUUGCUACAAUUCGUGACCAGGGUCUCUGUCCGUGCCCCCGUUGCUUAACCUCGAAGUCUUCAUUGGGCUUGUUUGGUCAAUCUCGCGAUCUCGCCUUUCGACUUGGAACUGGUAUUCGCAAAUACAUGUUCAAUAAAGUUACCGCUGCACGGGAGCUUAUUUAUCGGAAGGGUUAUGCCAUUGCAUCAAGCCGAGUUGAAGAUCUGUUGAAGCCGACAUCAUCGACGCCAACAGCAAAUGCAUUUGUUGAGAGACUUGGUGAUGAUACUAUACUUCAUCGCAUGCUGGUCGUUGACUUCAUGCAUGAGUUUGAACUGGGUACCUGGAAGGCCCUGUUCACACAUCUCAUUCGACUGCUUUAUGCUCAGCCAAAUGGUGAUGAACGAGUUGCAGAGCUUGACCGGAGGUAUAGGGAGAUACCACGCUUUGGAUGUGACACAAUCAGGCGCUUUGCAAACAAGGCAUCGGAGAUGAAGAAACUUGGUGCUCGCGACUUUGAGGAUCUCUUGCAGUGUGCUAUCCCUGCCUUUGAAGGGCUAUUUCCAGAUGAAAGUGAUGAUAAGGCCGUCUCAAAGCUUCUCUUCAAAAUGGCUGAGUGGCAUGGCUUCGCGAAGCUUCGCAUGCACACCGAGGAGACAAUUGCCCACCUGGAGGAACUUACGAGAAGCCUUGCAAAGCUCAUUCGUCACUUUCACGAUGUUACUUGUCCAAAGUUUCAUACGCGUGAGCUCCCUCGAGAGGCAAUGGCACGCCAGAGAAGGAAAGCUCAGUCUUCAAAUUCAGGUGCUCCUGUGGCCUCUACCGCCUCACGCAAGUACAAGGCUCUGAAUCUCAACACGUACAAAUGGCAUGCAAUGCCUGACUAUCCUGCGCACAUACGGAGGUUUGGCACCACUGAUAAUUACUCGACACAAAUUGUGAGUGACUUCAAUCUCUUUGCAUCAAGUUACUUUACUUAUAUUGCUACCCAGGGCGAACAUGCUCAUUGCGUCGUCAAACGUAUAUAUCGUCUAGGUCCGAAACGCAACCAUGAGAAUCAAAUCGGAAAGCGUUACAUGCGCAUCCGUUACUCACACUGGAAGGCACAUCGCAAACAAACAUUCAAGCGUUCUCAUGAUCCGUCUAUAUUUGUGCCGCCAGAGCUCCAUCAUUAUAUUAGUCCUUCACUGAAUAAUCCGAUCGACCUCUCCAAGUUCAUGCACAAUAAUCGCACAGAUCCAGCAGUUACGAACUUUAUACCGAAACUCAAAGACCACUUACUUGGCUGUCUCUUAGGCCAGGAGUUUGACGGGGACAAUCAUGGCAAUUUCAGUGACGCUGACCGGAAUUGUGUUCAGAUUGCCAACAAUCAGAUCUAUUCAGUCAACACCGUUUGCUUCAAUUACACCACCUACAACGUCCGACGAGAUCAAGAUUCUGUCAACCCGAUGCGUCAAUGCAAUGUAAUGAUCAAAUCUAUGGAGACACGCUCACUGGCAGGUGCACACUCAUUCUGGUAUGCCAGAGUUCUUGGUGUGUAUCAUGCGACAGUUUCUGUAAUACCAACGAGCGAAAAUUGCGGUCGUAUACCCUCCAUAUAUGGAAGACAUAUGGAGUUCCUCUGGGUGCGAUGGUAUGGAGCGGAGCGCGGUUACCGUUCUGGGUUCAAGUUUUCACGUCUGCCCAAGAUUGGAUUUGUACCAGACGACGACCCCUUUGCCUUUGGGUUUCUGGAUCCGUCUUAUGUCCUACGCGGAUGCCAUCUCAUGCCGGCAUUCAAUGAAGGAAAAACUACUCAGUUGCUUCACUCGAAUGGUGACAGUAUUGCGAGGAAAGCAGGUGUAUCGGAGGACUGGUUGAACUUCUAUGUCGGAAUCUUUGUCGACCGUGAUAUGCUCUUGAGACAUUAUGGAGCUGGUGUCGGACAUCUGGCGCAGACUCAGACUCUAAGCCCCACCGAGGAGGAGUCAGACGUCGAAUCAUCGUGGUCCGACGAUGAUUCGCUGCUCAUAGACUCCGAUUCAGGUGAAGAUGACUCGGAAUGUAGUACGGGUGAACAAGAGGAGGACAAGGGGUCAGAUGAAGAAGAGGGCAGUAACGACGGCUUUGCUAGUCUCUAAUGUAUUGUAGUAGUAAUGCACCUUGCUCGUUUACCUUUUACUAUGCUUGUUGAAAUAGCCACCCGGGUGAGUUCUUGGCAUAUUUGGAAAUGAUGACGUGGUUUGUCAGUAUGAAGCGUACAGCAAAUAACAUGUACAGGACACUAGAUUACGCAUGUAGUAUAAUAGUGUAGAGAUUGCGCCAAUAGACCCUAUCAGACAUU